AUGGCUCUUCAAAGAGAUAUAGUCAUCAUAGGCGCUGGCUUCGCCGGGGUUUGGAGUGCCCUGGCCGCCAAGCGUCUUAUUAGCCUCAGCAACAAACAGCGAGAUCUGCAAGUCGUUGUUAUUGCCCCUGAACCUUUCUUGGCGAUCCGACCGAGGUUGUACGAAGCGGACGUUGCUACCAUGAACCAUCCUCUACGCGACCUGUUCGAUUCAGCGGGCAUCCAGUUCAUCCAAGCUACCGUUCACAACAUCGACACUACGGGCAACACUAUUCAAUUCCAAUCCACCACAGGCACCAAAGCUAGCAUUGAAUACAAACGCCUCAUUCUCGCAGCUGGAAGCCAGGUCGUGCGGCCUCAGACAGUCGCCGGAAUACAGAAGCAUGCGUUCGAUAUAGAUACUAUAAGCGCUGCUUCCAAACUGGAGUCCCAUCUCGACAGACUUCCAACGUUUCCUCCAAGCCAAUCUCGCAAUACUAUCGUAAUAUGCGGUGCUGGAUUCACCGGACUUGAGUUAGCAACCGAGUUACCGAAACGUCUUGGCGAGAAGAGUGGCGCUCGGAUCAUCCUCGUAGAAGGCGCAGACGAGGUGGGCCCUGAACUUGGUCCCGGUCCCCGCCCCAUCAUCAGACAAGCUCUAGAAGCUCUCGGGGUUGAGGUCAGACUCGGCAGCCCUGUAACCGAAAUCGACGCUUCAGGGGUGCAUCUGGCAUCCGGAGAGUAUAUCAAAACAAUGACAGCCGUAUGGACCGCUGGGAUGAGAGCGACUCCUCUCACGCAGCAAAUCACCGGAGCCAAAGAUACACUCGGUCGCCUUCAGGUCGACCAAUACCUUAGGGUGCCCACUAACGAGCAGGUAUACGCUACCGGCGACGCUGCAUAUGCUCUUGUCGACACAGACGGCCACCAUGCGCUGAUGUCCUGUCAACAUGCCCUUAUCCUGGGUCGUGUCUCUGGACACAAUGCGGCUGCUGACCUUUUGGACGAGUCGAUGAUCGCAUACUCGCAGCCUGCGUAUAAUACUUGUCUCGACCUUGGAGCUUUCGGUGCGGUAGUUACUAGUGGAUGGGCGCGAGAAGUGAAGGUGUCUGGAGAGGUGGGGAAAAAGGUGAAGACCUAUAUCAACCAGAAGCUGAUAUACCCUCCAAACGAUGCGAAGGAAGCUAUAAAUGCAGCCGAUCCUAAAAUAGCUAGUUCCGACGAGCUACUUACGGAGAUGCUUAUCACUGUACAGUAG
Molecule: messenger RNA, 1236 nt
Organism: Neoarthrinium moseri
Lineage: Eukaryota; Fungi; Ascomycota; Sordariomycetes; Amphisphaeriales; Apiosporaceae
Exons: 1
Coding region: 1-1236 (411 amino acids)
Biological process (GO): aerobic electron transport chain
Molecular function (GO): NAD(P)H dehydrogenase (quinone) activity
Source: RefSeq, a predicted model, not a curated record